Molecule: messenger RNA, 213 nt
Organism: Micromonas pusilla CCMP1545
Lineage: Eukaryota; Viridiplantae; Chlorophyta; Mamiellophyceae; Mamiellales; Mamiellaceae
Exons: 1
Cellular component (GO): cytoplasm; nucleus
Molecular function (GO): protein folding chaperone; protein-folding chaperone binding
Source: RefSeq, a predicted model, not a curated record
UAUUACGAUACCCUCGGCAUCUCCAAAGACGCGAGCCCGGCGGACAUCAAGAAAGCGUACCGACGUCAAGCCAUUAAAUGGCACCCGGACAAAAACUCCGAUCCCGGCGCGGAGGCCAAGUUCCAGGAGAUCGCGAACGCGUACGAGAUUUUGAGCGAUGACAACGCGCGGAAAAGAUACGACAUGUACGGCAAAGACGGCCUCGGCGGCGGC